GUCUGCAUGGCGCCCAUCAUGUGCUUUCUGUCUGAUUUAUAAUAAAACUACGAAAUUAAACAGGCUAUUAUCUAUUGUUCAACCACAUCCACCACUUCAACACUUAUAUUUCAAAUUACAUAAAAGUGCGAAAACGUUCGAAGUUGGACCAACACUCCUUUCAUCUCUUAAAAUUAUUCCGUAAGGUUUUAUUAAGCCAGUGGGGUGAUCUAUGAUGUAGCGACUCGUAGCUGGGUAUGGUAGCUGGCCACGAGGCGGCGACAUGAGGAGACGAAACAGUUUGGAUAUUGCAAUACGCCGUAAAUAAAACCUUCGUUGAAUCAAAGUAGGUGCAUUGUCCUGAUCGGCACCGAAUAAGCAAUAGGCAUAAAUUAUACAUCUAUGGCAAUAGGCAAAUAAGCAUCGUUAUUCCGUCAUUUAAGUAACAGGGCUGUCACUUUGACUGUGACAGUGUAAACUGUCAAAAAAAUGUCAAAAGUUCAAAAUAAAGUUUAGAUUUGUUCUAAAAUAAUUAUUAUAAAUGAAUUAAAGAAUAUAGACUAGACUUAGUAAAACAAUUAAGAAAUUAGGUUUGUCGAUAGUGACAUAGUGUUAACUUAGAAUAAAUGUGCACGUUGGUGUGGUGAUAAAAAUUCGGAUUUUCAAUACUUAAAGUUCAAAUUAAACAAUGUCGGAAUAUAAUGAAAAUUUAUCAAGAAAAACAAGGUCCCGGAACUUAGAACCAGUGGCUAAGAUUGGUUACAUGGAUGGGGCAUCAGAUGGUCAAACUGCUGAGUUUCAAAAUAGUUUCAAUAUCGGUUAUGAACAAGGAUUUACAUUUGGUUUACAAUUAGGGUCAAAGGAAGCUAUUUCUAGUUUCAACCCAGACAAGAAACCACUAGAUUUAGCAGAUCAACGCAGAAUUAAUUGCCAAAUUUGUACAAACACAGCAAGUGCUCAAGAUAAUGUAGUAAAUUUAUUUAAUAUUCAACAAGAGAAAAAUACUGAAUAUUUAUUACAAAAUAAUAAAUAACUAUAUGGAGAUUGGCGUAAUGUAACUGUACAGUGUUAAGAUGAAGGAACUUUAUAGGUUGUGAUGAUUGACAUUGCUUUUAUGAGUGCUAUGUUUUUUAUCAUACUCAUUGAGAACUAGUUGAAACAAUAAAAAAAAAGGAAACAACAAAAAUUAUACCCUCAAUUUAGGCGUCAAAGUAUUCGUCCGCAUCACUAUCACAGGGUAACGUUCCCAGGAGACUGACAGCAUUACCACGUUGAAUGGCAAUGCUUAUUUUCUGUCCGAAGAAAUAGCCAGCCUUCUGGUUAUGUGUAGAGUCGAAACAAUUGUUACUAUAAUGUUGUGUUUGUUAUAUUACUUUUUGCAUAUUAUGAGAGGCAAGGAGAAUGAAUUAAUUUAUUCUAAUGGAGGAAUGGAGGUUCACACAAAUGGAAGUCCUCCCAUUUAAUGGGUGACUACCAAUAAUAAUUAAUGUUUACUUUUGUUUGAAUCUUUUGUGUAUUGCGUAGGACUAUGGGAUAAAUAUCAGAUUUAUAUUUUAACAUACUAGUUUUAAAAUAAUAAUUAAAAAUAUUACACUAGCUAAUA
Molecule: messenger RNA, 1582 nt
Organism: Spodoptera litura
Lineage: Eukaryota; Metazoa; Arthropoda; Insecta; Lepidoptera; Noctuidae
Source: RefSeq, a predicted model, not a curated record